AUGGCGACAUCCGUGAGCGCAAGCAGCAGCCCGAGGCCAAGGCAGCAUGAAGUCGAGAUGUACGCACACGCCUUGCGCGCUCGCCUCCAACUUGCCUCGUUCAAGGCACUCAAUGGGCUGGGCAAGUCCUCGCUCUCCGACCUCACAUCCACCGCUUCACUGGUGCAGCCGCUCGCACCGAGCCUCGUCACCAACAAUCAGCCAACAGAACAGUCGCAACCCAGCUCUUCGCCAGCGAGCACACCAGCGUUGUCCCAAGGCGAAUCACUGCCGUCUUCCUCGCAGUCCUCUACACGCUCCACCAGAUCGAUCUACAUGGAUAUCUUUGGCACCGACUUCCGCUCUACACCUUCCUCCUCGUCGUCGUCGUCGUCCAAAGGGCUGUCGAGGGCGACGUCGUUUGCCUCUGCCUCGACUCCAUCCAAGCGUCCCUCCACCUCCACCCCGUCCAACUCCGACACCAACUCCAACUCGACCAGAUCGCUGCUAGACAAGGCCGCGUCUUCACCGCAGCUUGGAUCGCCGGAGAGGAAGAACGGCCACUUUGACUGGCACAACAACCCCACGCCAGCCAUGGUUGCGCACGAGACCAAGCUGGCUGCCGGCGAGCCAUUUGCCCUGCCCACUGGAUCGCCAUCGAAACGUCGUCGUGAGGCCAGUCAUAAUGCGCCCUCCAACAACCCGCUGCUCAACACGCCGAGACGAUCGAGGAUGCAGAGCAGCGGCGGCUUCCUGCCCAACGGUCAUCCGGCUUCCUCCCUUGCUCAAGAUCUGGGUCUCACAGCACCACGCACGCCCCGCUCGCGCCAUGCAUCCGGCCGCCAUGUCUUUGCAGUGCAACCACAGCCCUUCGGCGGGGAGCAGGAUCAAGCAGAGCGAGACCGUGUCGCCAACACCCUCGCUGCACUGGCAGAAGCACGCAACGCCAGCAGUGGCUCCGACUCGAGCUCCAGCAGCGACCGACCCCACACGCCGCCGCCUUCGCAGCACCAGGCAGGUCUCGGCAUCGGCUUCGCCAGUCCCUCCGUUCGUCGCAACAGCACGUUUGCGCAGCCGCACAGCAGCAAGAGGCACAAGCGCAACGUUUCGUGGAGCGUCCUGCCCGCCGAGCUGCACGAGGAGGACAGUAGGAAGGCCGCCGAUGAGGAGCAAGCUGAGGCUGAGGAAGGGGAGGAUCGGGCUGCAGCGGACUACCUUCUCUUCCUCGCAUCGUCGCCGUCGCCAUCGUCGAUCAAGCGUUUCAGCGCCGACACGGAGACCGUGGGCACCAACGGCAUCCUCUCGACGCCUGCGCAGACAUCUCUGUGGGACCCAUUCAACAGCAGCGGUGUCGAGCAUUCGAGCGGUCGACGCAGCCGAAUGCAGAGCAGCGCCGGCGGCAUCCACGGUCUCGGCCUCGGUCCGAGGCACACCAACCUCUCGUCGUCGUGCACCCCGCUCACCCCGCCGCCCUCUGCACGGAAGCACGUCCGCGAGAGUGUCGGCGAGAUGGUCGGGCUGGGCUUCGACGCGCACACGCUCUCGUCUGCCACGCCUUCGCCCUCGAAAGCCGCCGCCAACGCCGAAGAGUACAUGCUGCAGCGUCGUUCCUCGGGCGCUGGUGCACGCUCACCCCGCACCCCGCCAUCGACAUACCUGUCGUCGAGGCAGUUUGACAGUGGCAGCUUCAUGCCCUCCACCCCGCCUAACGCUCCCGGUGCUCCUGGAGGAGAUACGACAUUCCACUAUGCCGACUUUGUGAACGUCUCGCCUAGCCCACAGCCGCCGUCGACGGGCAGGUUCCCGGGUGCGGCCAGCGCCUACCUCGGCUACGCAGCCAGAGGCACGCCCACCAAAGCCAACCGAUACCGCUUCGAUCCUAGACACGCCUGA
This is a messenger RNA of Kalmanozyma brasiliensis GHG001, 1872 nucleotides long. Its product is annotated as Transcription factor Nrm1/Whi5. The transcript has a single exon. NCBI's taxonomy places the organism in Eukaryota, Fungi, Basidiomycota, Ustilaginomycetes, Ustilaginales. The coding region runs from base 1 to 1872 and encodes 623 amino acids. The record is from RefSeq and is a predicted model, not a curated record.